AUGGAGUCGCGAAUCCGCAAGUUAUUUCAUUCUCGAAGACCGAAGUCUCAUCAGCAGGUCGACAGGUCCGAACUAGAUUUAAACAGCAUCCCUUACACUACAGUGACGUCCCAGAGUCGACUCCCAGUCAUCAUUAACAACGCUUUACGAAGGCCGUCCCACGGAAAACGUCAGCUCUACCUUCCAACGGAUCUUCGCUCUUUCUCGUAUCAGUCAACCUUGCCGGGCAAGCCGCCUCAACUGGGAGAGCGACCUCAACGAGGUAAUGGACCGGUGAAAUUCCAGACAAGCCGUCGACUGAGUUCCGGCGAGAUUCUCGUCACCCAAAAUGAUUACGACCGAACACUAGAGGACAUUCGACAAGGCGAGAUCAUCCUCGCCGGCAAAGAGCGAAAGAAUGCCCGCGCAUUAUCUCAGCCGGCAGGGUCAAUGCCGCGACCUAACCUAGCAAUGCUCUCAACUGCUCCCAACUCACCACGAGCGCAGUCGUCUUUCAGUCCAGUGCACCAAUUGGCGGACGAUUUACUCCCAAAAAGCCAUUAUCCACGAUCGUCCACAACGCCCUCGAAUGCGAUGCACGAGCGUCAAUGGUCGGGUGAAGAUUCUUAUCUCUCUUCUGGGUCUGGCUCUACAGCUGUGGGCCUCGGCAUAUCUAGCCCAACCCACCCAAUCUUUCCACAUCACAUGGCUUCGAGCACAUCCCUACUCGAGCCUCACGAAGAAAGCAAUCCCACUCUGCAGGCCUUGUGGAAGGCGGAGCACACUCGCCUUACUUCCAUGUAUGGCGAAGAUGGCGUCGAUGCAUCUCCAUUAUCGGCUGUGGUACUGCAGCAGGGUCCAUUCCCUCAGCAAGACUUAGGGAGAGCUUGGCCUUCUCUGAGAAGUCACCGGUCGACGUCGAACUUCGAGCUUGGGUAUGGGGAUGACAAUUCCGAAGGCUCGUCUCGUAAUCGACAUUCUUUCCUCUCCAAUAGCGGAGGAUCUUCUUCUUUCACCACCCAGGGCAGCGUGGUCGGCGAGUCUCCGAUGAUUAGAGAUGACGUCCGAAGAAUAGUCGAUGAUAUGCGUAUGACUUACAUACAGGCCCUUGAGGCUGAAGUACCUCCGCCGUUAGGGAGACUUCCCGAUUUACCCAUUGCACAAUCUGCACAAUUUGGAGCCAGAAAGAAAACCCAAUCGCUUGCUUCAUCGACCUCGGUUGAAAGUGGCCUAAGGUCUAUGGCCUGUCGAAAAAAGACCACAUCUUGGCAAGCGCCCUCGACGCAUUACCCUAGUCGAAGGACGUCAGGACUCUCACCAUCCAUCAGACCGCAAAGGAAAAGGGGCAGCUCUGUCCACACUCGCAAGACGUCGGCCCAGCAUGUUGCUGGUAUCACUACAUUGUCACCGGUCAAAGCAAGCCCAGCACGUUCGAAACCCAUCGACGCCAACACGAAUAUCUCUACUGGAUUGAAGCGAGCCGAUUCCACUACCCUGGGCUCUUUGGAGAAGGAGCUCAAGAUCCUCGACAAUCGUUCGUUCAGUACAUCAUCCCAUCCCACACCUUCCUUCUCGCCUACAUUCUACGACUUCUCAAGCUCAGAAUCCAUCACCGAAACCCACCAGAACAGUCCUUCAGUGGCAGUGACACCUCUAACUCCUCCGGCGACUAUCACGCCGAAUACACCUAAACUAAGACUCGGGAGUUUGGAUGCAUCUAGUACUGAUUCCUCCUGGCAAGAACAAUCUGACUCAUUCUUUGCAGAUGCAGACAUCGAUCUUGCGCUUGACUUGGAUAACUUUGAGUCGCUCUGUGAUGAAUUCUUUAAUUCCUCAACAAUCUCGAGCCAUCAAUUCAGCAAUAUGUCUCGUCAGGCCGAGGAUUGGAGAACGAGAGGCAGUUUUAAUGUUGGCACUCCUAUUCAGAGCCUGCAUUCGAAUGAGGUCAACUCACCUCUUACCUGUUACAGUCCAUCGAUGAACACCACUCCCCCGGGGAUGUUUUAG
Molecule: messenger RNA, 1986 nt
Organism: Exophiala spinifera
Lineage: Eukaryota; Fungi; Ascomycota; Eurotiomycetes; Chaetothyriales; Herpotrichiellaceae
Exons: 1
Coding region: 1-1986 (661 amino acids)
Source: RefSeq, a predicted model, not a curated record